AUGACGAAAUAUUAUCGUAUUCUCCUCUCACUCCUCCUCAUCUCAUCGUACCUCAUCGACGGCGCCCCAACCAUGGCUCCCAUAUCUUUACCAGCAGAUGACGCUCUCUCCACCUACUACUGCAUUGAUUCCCCGGCUUGGUCCGAGCCCUCCUUCCUCCCGAAAAAUUGCGCAACUGCGAUGUCACAGUUCUUUGUUCAGGAAAUGCUUGUGCACGGGGACGUUGUUUUCGAGUUCCAUGCUGUCGGCGCCCAACCCCGAUCACGCUAUCCCUCACAACAUACGCCACAGAAGUUUACGUAUGAACAACUCCCUGGGGUUCCUCCAGCAACAAUGUUUGGUCUGACGGAUGUUGCUUCCUACAGUGAUGCGUGGAAUGCAGUAAAGCGAGUGAAGAACAAUUGCAUAUCAGAAUAUCUUGCAACCAAUGAGACGAUUCACGAGAGUGGAGGAGGGAUGAAUUUUAGAAGUCUGACAGGGUGGAGUGCAACUGGUACGCUGCACCUCCUAAGGACAUUGGGCGAGUCGGUUGCCGACGUUAAGUAUGUUCUACAGGAAGCAAAGGCGCUAUUGGUGUCUUCCUAUGGGACACAAAUUCGGAAAUAA
Molecule: messenger RNA, 606 nt
Organism: Letharia lupina
Lineage: Eukaryota; Fungi; Ascomycota; Lecanoromycetes; Lecanorales; Parmeliaceae
Exons: 2
Coding region: 1-606 (201 amino acids)
Source: RefSeq, a predicted model, not a curated record